AUGACCGACCACCAACCCUAUGUCACGAUCCGCGCCCGCCAGACCGCGGGGGGUCUAGGCGCACGGAACGCUGAGCCAUCUUCCGCGGCGCGUGCCUUUCCCAACCGAGGCCGCUCAUCACAGCGCUACAAAAAGGUUCAGGCUCUCCUCCUUCACUGGGGCUCAGACGACCUUUUUGUGCUGCCCGAGCUGGAGGACUUGCAAAAGUGUCUCAGCGAGGACUAUGCCUUUGACACAGACAUCUUCGCAAUUCCGUCGGAGAACUCGCAUCUCGACCUGAUGCUGCGCAUUGGCCAGUUGAUCAAAGAUCACGAAUCCCCCGACACGCUGUUUCUAGUGUACUACGGUGGUCAUGCUAGAAUCGACGAAUCGCGCCAAAGCGCAUGGUGCGCAUGGUCUGCCAUCCAGACGCUCCUCGAGCGCUCAAAGUCAGACGUUCUCAUCCUACUAGACUGCUGCGCUGGCGCGGCGAGCGCAACCUUUCCCACCGGACACAGCAUCACCGAGACGAUAUCCGCGUCAAGCUGGGACGCCAUCGCUCCGGAUCCAGGCCGUUACUCCUUCACCAACGCUCUGAUAGAAGUAUUGCAAGAAUGGAGGUCACGAACGUUCUCUGCCGCCAUGUUGCACGCUGAGGUGCUUGCACGCCUGAAGCAUCCUCGUCCCAUCACCAUCAACGGCAAGCUGUUCGAGGCGAGGUCGACACCGGUGCACUUCAUGAUGACGGCAAACCACAAAGCUCCGAGUAUUGAGCUAUGCAGCGCCAGGCAGGCUCAAAAACUACCCCCAUCACCGCCGCUGCCUCCGUCGCCACCACGGCCCACCCACGGCUCCGGUGCUGACCCCAUGGGUGCUGCCCGAGGGCCGGGCCUGUGUUCAACCCCUGUUCCUCGGCCGCCCGAGUUUAGCGACCCCAACGAAGAUACACCGCACGUCAUGAUUUCGCUCGCGCUAGAAGAUGAUCAGCGGCUUGACAUCAAUGCCUGGGAGCAGUGGUUAAAUGCGUUCCCCGCUCUAGCCAAGUAUGUCAAGGUUCAAGGAGUGUUCAAGAGUCACUCGACUCUCCUUCUUGUUUCCAUGCCCGUGACGGUGUGGGAUAUGUUGCCCGAAGAUCACGCGACAUCAUUUGUCGCUUUUAUAAGAUCCAACAACCUCGCCAUCCCAAGGAAUGCCCAGCAACCACAAGCGGUGAGAGCCACGACGCAAGCUCGUCAAUCUCAGGUUGGCAGACGCGGCACGGAGUCCUUUGUCUCUGGUGUUUCUGGCACUACUUUUGCGGCAGACCAUGUCUACGACCGAAGACCCAGAGAAGCAUCCGGCCUAGGACAUGGCUCAGCCGGCACAAUGACCAGGAGCGAACAGCCGUCUAGCUACCCGGCGACGUUCAGUGCUCCAGGAUCACCGAUUCUAUCUUCCCCUGGAGGUUCGAGUAUCCAGCCACUUCGAACGGUGGACUCCAGCCUCUCUCUCCAAACCCUACAGCGUCAGCCAGUAUCCGGAUCCCCGCCUGAAAGUUCCGGGGCAUCAAGGCAGAUCAUCCUCAACCAGCAGCAAUCGAUGCGUCGCACCGUUUUUGGCGACAAUGUUCCCGAGCCGAGACGCUUCGCGAGCCAUGUAGAGCGUCGACUGGAGGAGUACUACCAGCACGAGCCUCUGCCAAACGAUGCGCAGAGCGCAAUGCUGGCUUCGAACUUGGGCAUCGAGCUGUGGCAUCUCGAGGUCUGGUUCCAUCACAGGUGCGAGAGGGACAUUGUGUCCACUCGAUUUGCGAGCAUGAAGCUCAAGGACACGUCGCCGGGAGGCAGCGACGGGCCGCGCAUGAUCCUUCCCACAGCCCUCUCUGAGUUGCUGGAGCUAUCACUGCCCGGGCAGAUUUUACCGUUUGACCUUCGCUUGUCCAGCGAUUUCAACAAAUCACAUCUACAUGGUGCACUGAACCUGCGCGCGCCGCAGUCAUUCCUCCGCAUAGCACCUCUCGAGAUAAUUGAACGGUGCUUCGACGAUGAGGAAAGCCGCAGGGUGUUUGCUGCACGGAUGGGCUGCAAGUGCAUACUGUUCUACUCCAAGGGCGUCGACUCUCCGUCCGGAUGUCCCGCCGCCGGGAUUCUCCUGGACAGGCUUCGGUCGGACGGCUGGCUCGGCGAGUGCUUCAUCCUCAAGGGCAACUUCCGCGAGUUCAGCGUCUCGUUUGACAAGUUCGUCGUCGGCUCCAAGGCCACGCCGGAAGCCGUCGCCUGGUCGAGCAGGUGGCAAGACAUGGUGCCGUCCGGCUCCGCCUCGGCGGAGAGCAAGCAGCGGUACGCGCAGUGGCUGGACGCGCGCCGGGCGGAGGACAGACAGCAGCUAUCGCCGUACACGCCGGAGCAGCUGGCGGAGCGGGCGGAGCGCCUGGAGAGCCAGGAGCGCGAGCUCGAGGCCGAGUUCAGGGCGCGCCACAACGACCUGCACCGCAAGGCGCGCGACCUGCAGGCCGACCACGAGGCGCGCGGCGCCGACAUGGUGGAGUACCUUGACCGAGGGCUGGGCAAGCUGCGAGGCGAGCUGGCGCACGACUCUCCGGCGGCGGCGCCGAGGGGUGGUGGUGGCGCCGGGUCUUCCAAGAUGCAGGCGGACGACUACGCGGGCAAGGUGUAUCGCGCAGGCGCUGCGGCGGACGAUGCGGAGGGCUACGUGGAGGUGCCGAGGGCGAGCGAUGCCCGGUCAGCGCCGGGACACGGCGGACGUCCGUUGUCGGAUCCGACGGCGGGUGGGCAGCAGGAGGACCUGGCGCGUCGAGGGCGGAGCGGUGGCAGCGGGCUGCUUACCAAGGUAUUCCGCCGUUCAUGA
Molecule: messenger RNA, 2826 nt
Organism: Cordyceps fumosorosea ARSEF 2679
Lineage: Eukaryota; Fungi; Ascomycota; Sordariomycetes; Hypocreales; Cordycipitaceae
Product: Rhodanese-like protein
Exons: 3
Coding region: 1-2826 (941 amino acids)
Source: RefSeq, a predicted model, not a curated record